This is a messenger RNA of Symsagittifera roscoffensis, 1479 nucleotides long. RefSeq lists its product as uncharacterized. Bases 1 to 1479 code for a protein of 492 amino acids. The transcript is spliced from 2 exons. The record is from RefSeq and is a predicted model, not a curated record. NCBI's taxonomy places the organism in Eukaryota, Metazoa, Xenacoelomorpha, Acoela, Convolutidae.
AUGGUGGCCAAAUAUAAUAUAAAUCCAAACAAUUUCUAUUAUGCCAGUACGUUAACAGCAGCGCAAAUUACAGAUUUAUCAGAGGAGGUAGACGGGAAAAAUCGCCUGGCGUCGGAGCAAACGCUUAUAUCGAACUUGUAUUUGUGUCUGGGGGAGAAAAGACAAGAUGAGCUACAUAAGAGAAAACCACACCUGGAUUUAUCUGCAACAAGGUAUUCUCGAGUUUUGGAUACUAUUGAAACCGAAUUUCGGAAGGAACGAAACGAAACUUACGAGACAUUCCAACUAUUGGCACGGAAGCAACAAAUAGGAAAAUCUCUGGAACAGUUCCACGCAGUGUUGAGUGGGCUGGCCGCUCGAUGUAAUUUUGGAGCAUUGGAGACCAGGAUUUUGCGGGAUGUGCUCAUUGUGAAUAUGAACAAUAGGGAGGCCCAAAAUGAGCUAUGUCGAUCGACGAAGACACCAGAGGAGGUGUAUCGUAUUGCACUUUCACAUGAAGGUGGAUACAAAUAUGCUAAGUCAUACGGAUCGGUAACCGGGGGAGGAACUAGUGGCACUGCCGGCGGAGCUGGAGCGUUCCAAAUCAAGACGGAACCAGUGGGGGCCAUCCGAGGAGGUUACAGAAACAACAGACAGCGGGGCCGUGGAUCGUUUAGGGGGCGAGCAGAAAUGAGAGGGCGUGGUUCCAGAAGAUGCUAUAAUUGUGAUCGACCCAAUUUUACUCCGGAACACAUCAGAACGUGUCCAGCGAAAAAUGCAACGUGUAAUUUCUGCAGGAAAACGGGACAUUACGAGAGGACUUGGAGGGGAAAGCGAAAUAAUCGGGGAAGACCGGCAGUGGGACUAAUCCAAAGUCAGGAAGAUAUGGAAACUACUGAAAUAGGCGACGCGGAGGAUACAUACUCUCAGCAUGAGAAUUCCGUUGGCUGGGUUAAUACACCGGUCAAGAAGCAACGAUCAUGGGAAUCAGAUAGCUCAGGAGAUUACGUUGUCAUGGCUAUCAGAUCUCGGAAAGAAACAGACUUAAAAGUGGCCGGCGCCCGAUUACCAAUUAAGGUAAAUGGAAAGCAAACAAACGUUUGGAUAGACAGUGGAUCACCGAUUGCGAUAUUCACCAUCAGGGAAUUGAAACGGACGUUGGGCACCGCAGGCGUCAAGGUGAAGGCACCGGCACCGGAGGAUGAGGAGUUCAGGGAUUACGGAAACAACCCCUUACGACUACUAGGAACGAUGGACGUACUGUUGGAAACGAACGGAUGGGUGACCAACGCAAACAUCAGAGUGAUUGGAGGAAGCAGACCAUCAAUUAUUGGAAGAGACCUAAUGCCAAAUCUUGGAUUACAGAUAGUGCAGAAGGCACCGGAGAAAAAUGUGAUGUCGGUACAGAGCGAUCAAUCUGCGGCCGAGGCAACGGAGGUGGAGGAUUUACUAGACAACUGGCAGAUCUAUUUCAGUGGUCACCAAAGGCACGGAGAUUGA